CCUCUCCAUCCCUCCCUCCUCCUGCUGGGCGGAACUACAGUUCCCAGAGUGCGCAGCGCCGCCGCCGCCGCCGCCGGAGCGUAAAUCUUCAAAGGCUAACAAAAGAGCAGCCGGCGAGCCUGACAGGCGACGAGGAAGGAAGCCCAGCCGGGGCGCCGCUGCUGCUGCUGCUCGCCGCCGCCCGCCGCCUCCUCCUCCUCCUCCCCCCCCCGGCGGGCCCCCCGCAGCGCCGAGCCUGCGCCCGAGAAGCCAGCCCGGCUCUUCCUCGGCGGCCAGGAGGAGAAGGCGGAGAAGGCGGCAGCCUCCAGCGGACGGGCCCGGCGGGCUGCAGCGCAGGGCGGGCGCCCUCCUCCUCCUCCUCCUCCACGGAGAGAUGGCCGGAGGGAGCCUCGCGCAGGUGUCUGUGGCCUUUGAGGACGUGGCGGUCUACUUCUCUCCGGAGGAGUGGGCGGAGCUAGCGGAAUGGCAGAAGGAGCUUUACCAAGACGUAAUGGCGGAGAAUUAUGAGCUGGUCUCCUCGCUGGAGUGCCUGCUCUCCAUUCCGGAGCUGCUCUCCCGGCUGAUGCGAGGGGAGGCGCCGAGCGCUGCAGACCCCCCACGCCCUGCAGAGGACAGCGACUCCCCAGCGGAUGGACGCGUGAGCCAGAAGCAGGACGAGAAGGGGCCCGACCCUCUGCAGCAGCGCCCUGGGCCUGACUCCACUGACCCACUGAGGCUGCGCCGUCGCCCUUCCCGGACGGCAGGGAAGGGGCCCCGGAGGCCGGCAGCGCAGGCCCGGCGAAGGCCGGCAGGGGCGGGCCAGAGCGCCAGGGACAGCGCCCAGAAGCAGAAACCCCGGAAGCGGGAGAAGCCCUACAAGUGCCCCAAAUGCCAGCGCAGGUUCCUGGGCCGCCUGGCCUGGACUGCCCACCGGCGCCUGCACGUCCGUAAGUGGCCUCGGCCUGGCCCCCAGAGCGGGGGGCGCUCCUCCCACGCCCCGGACUUGGCGGUGCCGCAGGAGGGCCAGCUGGGCACCAGCGCCAGCCCCUUCCCCCCCUGCAGCCAAGGCGAGGGGACGCUGCCCUUCUGGCCGGAGAUGGCGCUGCACCAGCAGGCCCCGGCGGCCCACUGCUUCAACCCCUGGUCCCUGGCCUACGGCCCCCAGCCCCUGCCCGGCCACCAGGCCCCGGGCCUGCCCAGCCACGGGGAGUUCAUCUGCGACCAGUGCGGCUGGAGCUUCCACGGCUGGGAGGAGCUGGUCACCCACCAGAUGGCGCACAUGGCGGCGGAAGGGAUCGCGGGCUCGGUGCCCAAGGCCGGGGCCCUGGCCCAGCUGGCCGGCGACAGGCCUUACGCCUGCGCCCAGUGCGGGAAGAGCUUCCGCCACAAGCCCAACCUGCUGGCCCACCGGCAGGUCCACACGGGCGAGCGCCGCUACCAGUGCCAGGAGUGCGGCAAGUCCUUCGGCAGCAAAGCUUACCUGGCCUCCCACCAGCACAUCCACACCGGCGAGAAGCCCUACGUCUGCGGCCAGUGCGGGAAGAGCUUCCGCCACAAGCCCAACCUCAUCUCCCACCAGAAGAUCCACACCCGGGAGCCGCUGCCCCCCAGCCACCCGCUGGACGCCUUUGGCGGCGGGGAGGCCUUCCCGAGCCCCCGCCCCAUGGUGGACCCCCUGGGGCUGGAGGUCUUCCAGCAGCAGCAGCAGCAGCAGCAGCAGCACCUGCCCUGCGCGCAGAGUGAGAGCCCCGUCCCUCCGCUGCCGGCCUCCCUGCCUUCCCCGCAGCCGGCGGUGGACCGCCCCUUCGUCUGCCCCGUCUGCGCCAAGCAGUUCCGCUGCAAGCCCUACCUGGUGGCCCACAUCCGCAUCCACACGGGGGAGAAGCCCUACGCCUGCAGCCGCUGCCCCAAGCGCUUCUCGCAGAAGUCCAACCUGGUUUCCCACGAGCGCCUGCACACCGGGGAGAAGCCCUACGCCUGCCCGCUCUGCCCCCGCGUCUUCAGCCAGGGCUCCAACAUGCGGGCCCACCAGCGCAGCCAUCGGAACCUCGUCCCCAGCGAGGGGGACGGCCGCCUUCCCCAGGCCUACACGCCCCGACAGACUCCGCAGCCGAACUGCGGCGCUCUGUCCCCUCCCCCCUGCAAGCCGAGGAGGGGCCAGCUGGCUGCAGAAGGCGGGGCUCCUGCAGGGGCAAAGUCGCCAGAGUCCUCCAGGAUGGACCAGAGGGAAGAGGUCGUCCUUCCAAGGCUGAGAGGUUCAGAAGAAACGGAGGCUCCCCCAAACGCUGGCUCAGAUGUCUUGCCCACGACCCACAGCAGGGAGGGAGGUCCUGCUGAAGAAGAAGACGAAGAAGCAGCAGCAGCUGCCGAGAAGCCAAGCAGGGCCCCAGAGAAGUCUGCAGAAAGAGGCAGUGCUUUCCAGCGGGCCGAAAGGAGGCGGAACUUCCCCCGGUGGCGGAAAGCGCGGGAGACCCAGCAAAGGCCAGCCGGGGCUGCCCGGGAGGCGGCGGCGGCGGCAGAAGUCUCCUCGGGCGGGCGAGCGCUUGGCGGGGCCGGCAGGCGAGGAGAGACCGCGCUGGGGGAGGAGCUGUGCGAGAACAUGGCGGCCUCCCGGCUGGGCGAGGGCGGAGCGAAGGCCGGGGGGAGCCGGAGGGGGUGCCCGGCGGAAGCCGAGUUUGCGUGCCAGGAGUGCGGGAAGUCCUUUGCCUGGCGGUCGUCCCUCAACAUCCACCAGCGCAUCCACACGGGGGAGAAGCCCUUCAAGUGCAAGACCUGCGGCCGGCGCUUCAGCCAGAAGCCCAACCUGCUGUGCCACCAGCGCAACCACACGGGGGAGCGGCCCUUCAAGUGCCCCCGCUGCGAGCGCAGCUUCCGGCAGAAGCAGCACCUGGCCAAGCACCAGCGGACUCACGCCCGGGCCCGGCCCAGCCCCCACGCCUGCCCCGAGUGCCAGCGCGGCUUCAGCAACAAGGCCGUCCUGCGGCUCCACCGCCGGGGCCACGCCCACCACCGCCAGCUCGUCUUCCACGAGCUCAAGAAGGCCUACAAGGAGACGGUGGCCCGCCAGCGGGAGGAGGCCCGGGCCGGCCUCGGCUGGGUGGCUCGGCCCAAGGGCCGGCGCCGCGGGGUGAAGAAGUUCAUCUGCAGCGAGUGCGGGAAAGGCUUCACCUGGUGGUCGUCCCUCAGCAUCCACCAGCGCAUCCACACCGGGGAGAAGCCGUUCCCCUGCACCGAGUGUGGGAAAAGCUUCACGCAGAAGCCCAACCUCCUGCGGCACCUCCGUUACCACAGCGGCGAGAGGCCUCACUCCUGCUCGGAGUGUGGGAAAGGCUUCACCCAGAAACAGCACCUGGUGAAGCACCAGCGCACGCACCUGGCGGAGAAGGGCUUCCAGUGCCACGCCUGUGGGCAGACCUUCCCCACCAAGGGAGCGCUUACGGUGCACCAGAGGUCCGGCCACGUUGGGAUAGACUUCCUGGCCACGGGCAUCGUGGAGGAGGACGAGGAGGAGGAGGAGGGUCGCCUCUCGCUUGGCCAGCAGGAGAGCCUGGAGGCCGUGGUGGACUCCCUCAUGUCCAGCAGCCCAGACAUCUUCCAGCCUCCGGACCUCUUGAGCCAGCAGAACGAGGUGGAUGGCCAGCCGGUCCUGAUUGUGGAGCCCGGCACCCGGCCGCUGGCCCUGUCCCAGACCAAGAAGGGGGUCUUCUGGAAGCCAGAGCUCCCCAAGCCGCCUGCCCCGGAGCAGAAGCAGUAUAUCUGCAACGAGUGUGGGAAAGGCUUUGUCUCCUGGUCGGCUCUGACCAUCCACCAGCGGAUCCACACGGGCGAGAGGCCCUACCAGUGUGGCGAGUGCGGGAAGAGCUUCAGCCAGAAGCCCAACCUGGUGCGGCACCAGCGCUACCACACGGGGGAGAAGCCUUACCCCUGCCCCCAGUGCGGGAAGUGCUUUGUCCAGAAGCACCACCUCACGAAGCACCAGCGGGUGCACAAGAAGGAGGUGCCGCUGCCGCCGCCUGCCACGCCCGCUGUGCCCAUGGAGGCCCUCUAGGGCCCGCUGGGUGCCACUGUGUCUGGGGAGGACGGGGGCCAAGCUUUGCCUUUGGGUAGCCCGUCUAGGGGACUAGCCCGUCUGCCCCUCUCUCCCUGGAGAAGUCGCACCUGGGGUUCUCUAGGGCCAGCCCGGGCCCCUUCUGGCCUUCACGGUGUGCAGCCGUGGGAUGCUGUGACGGGAAGACUGCAGGGUUGUCGCUCCAGGUGGGCGGGCUGGCUGGGGCUUCUGGCAACCUUCCCUUUGCUGAACUAGGUCAAGGCCCUCGCCUUGGCACCAGGACUGGCACAGCAGCUCCCCUGAGGGUUCUUCCCCGUUACCCGUGAUGCCCAGCGGACUGGCCCUCCGUACUCCUCACGGAGUCCCAAGCUCCCCAUCUUGCCGCCAGGGCCCCAAGGAGAGCCACGCCCAGAGUCCGUGAGUGGCUGUGUUUUCCUUAUAAGCCUUCGAUCGGAUUCACAUGGGGCACCGCCGGGGUUGUGCCCCCCCGUCUUCUGUAAUGUGUGAAGCAGCACCAAAGUGCAUUGAAGGUGGGGGUGUUUCACCUGAGAGCUGUGCUGGACCUUGAAAUGUCCGGGGCGGGGGGAGAGCUCAAUUACAACAUCCAGGCAAUGUGUACCUCUCCUGGUUUUGUGUUCUCCGCUGCCCGUGGUUGUCAGUCCUGUUGCCAGGACUCUGUAGGCUAGUCCACACGGCCGUUCGACCUGGCGCAGGAGCGGGGCGCAGCCAUCCAGAGUGGGAGGGAGCACUCCUGGACUUCUUGUAGUAGAAUCCCACCUGGGACAGGUGAGCUGGACGUGGUGGUGUGCUCCUCGCCUCUCCAAGUGGCAGGGAGUCGCAGCAAGAGCAGGGCAGCCUGUCUUGGGCUCCCCUUUGGCUGAGAGAGUAGCGGAGACUUCAGGAACAUUUUUUUCAUUCACCUGCAGCCAGGCAGAGCCAAAGUGAAGGCGACUGGCGUGUGCUCUGCGGUCCCGCUUGCACCAGGGGGGGUCUUUCGCCGACGGUUGGCGCCUUCUCGGCUUCUAGCCCUCUUCACAUGUUGCACAGCAAGCAUGCUACACAAGUGGAGCAUCUAAAAGGGGGCCGAAGGAGCCCGCCCCCGCCAGCGCCCCACUCACGGCCAGAGGCCUUUCCAUCCAUGGGGGCAGACACUUUGUGGCAUCGUGAUGAGAGUGUUGGACUAGGGCCAGGGGGACCCACGUUCAAAUCCCCAUUCAGUCAUGAGGCUCACGUACGUGUGUGUGUGUGUGUGUGUGUGUGUGUGUGUGUGUGUGGGCGCACAUGUGCACCUCACCCACUCCAGCUUGUUGGCAUAAACAGGACCAUGUAGCCCCACUCUGGGCUCCUUGGCAGAGAGUUGGCUAGAACGUAAAAAUAAAAUAAAAACUGUGACCUGACA
Molecule: messenger RNA, 5426 nt
Organism: Hemicordylus capensis (graceful crag lizard)
Lineage: Eukaryota; Metazoa; Chordata; Lepidosauria; Squamata; Cordylidae
Gene: ZNF775
Product: zinc finger protein 775
Exons: 7
Coding region: 374-4027 (1217 amino acids)
Biological process (GO): regulation of transcription by RNA polymerase II
Cellular component (GO): nucleus
Molecular function (GO): RNA polymerase II transcription regulatory region sequence-specific DNA binding; DNA-binding transcription factor activity, RNA polymerase II-specific
Source: RefSeq, a predicted model, not a curated record